Messenger RNA from Uranotaenia lowii, 2999 nucleotides. RefSeq names its product transmembrane channel-like protein 5. Gene Ontology annotation, cellular component: plasma membrane. The record is from RefSeq and is a predicted model, not a curated record. The coding region runs from base 130 to 2856 and encodes 908 amino acids. Gene Ontology annotation, molecular function: mechanosensitive monoatomic ion channel activity. NCBI's taxonomy places the organism in Eukaryota, Metazoa, Arthropoda, Insecta, Diptera, Culicidae. The transcript is spliced from 6 exons.
CGUCAAAACGGAUUGGAAAAUUUUCCAGCUUUGUUGCGUCGUCAAAGAGAGAAAAGGUGAAAUCGUUUCCGGAGAUAUUUUCGAAAUGUUCCAAAAUAGUGUCGUUUAACCACAUCCGGAUUUGGUGUAAUGAUGGCUGCAACUAAAUUGCAGCAGCAUCGCCGAACGGUUAGUGAUGUGUUUAAUAUUGAGGUGAUAGACGACGAGGGUGGUGCUGCAGGCAAUGGUGGUGAGUCACGACGAUACAAGGAAGUCAACGAUCAGCAACAGCAUCCGGGAUUUGGUGCCACUCCUAAAUGUUCACCUUCGUCGUCGUCCAGCGAUUUCCAGAACACGAGCGAUAGCAACUUUCUGCUGCGUCGGGAUGAUGCCUAUCGUGGUCAGUACAGUUUCAGUGGGGAACUUCGAAAGAGUGGUCUCGGUCGGAAGGAAGAGCUGGACGAAGAACUGGACCAGGUGCAAGAUUUCGAAAGGAACCUGAGCGGGCUGGGCGUUGGCAACGAUGACGAUGGCGAAGGCAUUAACGACGAAGACGAUGACGAUGGCAGCCAGUUCGAAACAAGCGCCGGCACAGAUUGUAGCAGAGCAAGUCGAGUGGCUGUCGAUAGUUUUCGAAGAUGGUCGGCCAAUUUUGGGAAGAGCAUCAAAAAUAACAAACGAAACAUGUACAACAAGACGGUCCGAUUGAUGCCCUCGCGGUUGCAAAAAACUCUUUCCAUCGAUGGCGAUCUCAUCACCACGACGGCUUCGGACAUCGAGCAGAUCACCCUGGAGCUGGAACAGCGGGAACAGCUGAUGGGGGACAACCCCCACUCGGAGCAGCUCCGAAUCGAUGCCAUCAAAUCGAUGGCCCAAACCCUAUCGAUCAAGCGCCAAAUUCGGGCCAAUCUGACUCGGACCGUAAAUCGUCGAUCCGUGAGCCGAUCCCGUUCGGUCGGAUUUUUGAGGAAAUGCAAGUACCGCACCAAACUGUUGGCCAGCCGGCUUUCCAAGCUGAUGCGCCACUCGUUUACCAAUUUUGAACUUUUCUACGGCAGCAUGAAGGAGAUCGAGGGUCAUUUUGGCAGUCGAAUCAGUGCUUAUUUUAAAUUUCUUCGAUGGCUGCUGGUGCUGGAUUUGGUGCUGGUCAUAUUUGUAUUUUGGUUUGUAACGUUCCCGCAGAUUUUGUACUCUGGAGUUGAAGAAGUUCAGAAUAGGACUGACCCGGUUGAGCUGUUUACUGCUGGAAGAUCGGAUUUUAUGUUCACGGAUUUAUUCACCGCGGAGGGUUACUUCACCGAUUCAAUCAUGUUUUAUGGUUUCUACAGCGACGCAUCGUUCACUUUAAUCCCGGGAACGUCCGAAUACAGUCUUCCUCAUGCGUACUUCCUAACGAUUGUGGUGAUGUCUUUAACAAUCUUCGUAGUGGUGUCGCUAAGUAUGGCCCGCUCAUAUAGGAUCAGUUUUAUUGAAGCUAGUGGAGCAGUUCAUAACAUUUUGACCCACAAGAUUUUCUGUUCCUGGGAUUUUGGGAUUGCGAAUGAAAAGGCAGCUCAACUGAAGCAUGCCGCCAUAUUUCACGAUCUUAACGAGUACCUUUCCACGACCAACAAGGCGGAGGGAUCUCUGGGAAGGUGGCACAAGAUUCGAGGUUUGGCCCUGCACAUGGUGGCGCAUUCGGCUGUUCUAACGAUGAUCACCAGCAUCUGUUUCGGAAUUUGGACGAUGUUGAAGUGGUUCGGAGAGACGGAACAUUUCAGUACUUGGGCAGCGCUUUACGUUUCUAUCACCACGAAUGUCACAAUGUUCACGUUCUCUUAUGUUUUUCGAUUUAUAUCAAGACUCGAAAAAUACCAGCGUGCCUCAACAGCUCUGAACAUCAAUUUAUUGCGCAACUUCCUCUUACAACUCUGCAUCAUCGGGGUGCUCGUGUUCUACUGGCUCAACAAAACCUAUGAGUCCUGCUGGGAAACCUCGGUGGGCCAGGAAAUCUACCGCCUGGUUGUCAUCGAUUUCAUAGUAUCGGUCCUCUUCCUGGCCUUCCUUCAAGCUACCCGAUAUUCCCUGAACCGGUUCUACAGCCGAUCGAUCUCACUUCCGGAGUUCUGUCUCACCAACAACAGUCUAGGCCUGGUUUACAACCAAACCUUGCUCUGGUUCGGACUGCUCUUCUCGCCACUCCUCUGCGUCAUCGUAGCGGGCAAGCUGUUUCUCAUGUUCUACAUCAAAAAGUUCUCGCUAAUCUACUUCUGUAAACCACCUAGCAAAUUGUGGCGAUCCAGCCAAACCCACACUCUGCUACUGGUACUGAUCUUCGUAUCUCUAUUCGGGGUGAUGGUUACCCACGGCUACAUCAUGACCCAGAUUCCGGUCAGCAAAGAUUGUGGACCCUUCCGGGAAGAUUCCUACAUGUACCAGCUCUUUAUGCAGGGCAUUCUCAAACUCAAAGAGGAGCACAUUUUCUGGAAGAUCUUCAUCUACAUCACCAAACCGGCCAUAAUCGGCGGGGUUCUCCUCACAAUGGCAAUUGCAGCGUACUACCUAAGAGCCAAAUCUAAGGCCCAAAUUGCCAAAGUCAAACUGCUCAAGGAACUGCUCUGCUUGGAGGCCAAAGACAAGGAGUUCCUGUUGGCCAACAUCAGUCGCAUUACCCGGGGGCGCGAUUGGUCCCACCAGGAUCAUCUGGAGCUGUUGAAUGGCCGGAAGCUCAGCGGAGCGGAUCGGUACUGUAGUGACCCGAGUGGUACCUGGCGAUACGCCGAGAGCCCCCGCAAGAUCUCCGUCACUUCCGUACUGAACGGGGACGGUCCAAGUGGAUCCGGUUAUCAUAGGAUUGACGAAUGCAACGAGGAACGAGUUCGUAUGAGGCGGUUUUAACUUCCACCGAUUACAUUCGAUGUCGACCGCUGAUAUGUAAUUAGAAUCAAUUGAUUUUUUUUAGUUCAUCUCAGUAUUAAAGUAUUUAUUGUAUUUUAGUAUUCGUUAUCUGGAAUCCAAAUAUAACUAUAUUUUCAAACUAA